Emiliania huxleyi CCMP1516 is the source of this 651-nucleotide messenger RNA. RefSeq lists its product as hypothetical. The coding region runs from base 1 to 651 and encodes 216 amino acids. The record is from RefSeq and is a predicted model, not a curated record. Lineage: Eukaryota; Haptophyta; Isochrysidales; Noelaerhabdaceae. The transcript has 3 exons.
AUGGACCCCGUGGCGCCCGCGCUCUCUGGGCCGGCGGGCGGCGAUGGUACGAUCGCCGCCGCGGGGGAGGAGGAGGAGGUCGAGGGCGCUGCUGCCGCCGCCGAGAGGCGGGCCGCCGCGCUCCGGAGACCCCAAUUGUCGCCGAUCCUUCAGCGACGCGCCAUACCGACACCGGGCACAGUUCGCAGCCACUUGCUGCCCCCCUGCGUCCGCCGCGGAGCUUCGGAUUCUACUUACAGCGGCGCGGACGCGGAGGAGGCAGGCGGGGGCUCUGGGGCGGCGGAGGCGAGCGCGGCGGCCACGGCCGAGGAGGACAAGCGCGUCCGGGCGCUGAGGAUUGCCCUGCAGCACAAGACGCAGAUGCCCGUGACGGACGAGGAGGCCCGGGCUAUCCUCCAGGCGCGAGGGGGUCGCGAGACUCCCGUGACGGAGGAGGAGGCGCGGGGCGGCGAGAAGCUAUCGCGGCGUGGGAAGAAGGCGGUGGCGAAGGAGGCGGGCGAGGUGGCAUCACGCGAGGAAGGCGAGGCGAUUUCUCGCGCGACGCUCGAGUCGCUGUUGGCGUCCACCGAUGAGUAUGACGAUCGGCCGUCGAUCCCGAGGCACGAGGGUCGUCGGGGCUCACGGACGGCCGACUUUUUAUAUGACCAGUAG